Molecule: messenger RNA, 2211 nt
Organism: Effrenium voratum
Lineage: Eukaryota; Dinophyceae; Suessiales; Symbiodiniaceae
Source: the annotation of a GenBank genome assembly
GCAAGGGCUUCCUGUGAGCUUUUGACUGGCCCUUGAUGGCGGGGUUGCUGCUUCUUGCAACCUUCAUCCAUGGUGUCUACGGACAGGCCAGCGUGGUGGCGUUUCCACAAGCGGUGCUGAUUGACGGCUGCUACUGGAAGGACGCGAGGUACUACUCGCCUUCCACCAACGAGACCCAGACCUCGACGAUCUAUGAUUGUCAAAAGGAGUGCGUGGGCACGCCGGGCUGCGCCUAUUUUGGCUUCUGGCCGUCAACGGGUUCCUGCUAUUUGGCGGCCGAAGAUGCCACUUUCACCACGUACCUGGCAGAGGGAGGCUACACAGGACCAGCUGUGUGCCCCAAUACACCCAGCGUAUGUACGGAGAUUCCCUCGCCCGCCUACCCGGCCCUGAACACGUUGAAGUCGAAGCUGGCCUGGCCCGCUCACAUGGUGCCCUCAAAGCUCUCGUGCUGGCCGAAAGACUACAUAGGUAAGAAGUACAAAGCCUGCCCUACAGUUACAGUUCUGGAGGACACGAAGAACGGGUGGCCCGGCAAAUGCCAUGGCCUCCUGGAGGUGGAGGUGCCUUACAAAGAGACCUGCGAGAGUUCUUGCAGCAAACAGGUGGCCUGCUCUGUUUGGCAGGAGGUGGAGAACACGUACCCACUGCCACCCCGAUGCUUCCAAACCUUUUGGAGUAGUGGCUAUGAUUGCUACACCCGGAACUUUGCCAAUGGCAGCUUGGACACGACUUUCAAGCCCAUGAGGUCACAGCGGAUCAUGAAAGGAGAGGUGCGAGUGUUGAAGAAGUUGAGCUUUGUCGACAUCGAGGAUCUGAGGAACGUCUUUGACGAGAACUACUUCGCAGAGCCCAAGGAGGCGGUCAAGGCCUGUCAAAUGGCCUGCUACUCCGAUCUGGGAUGCCAGUGGUGGGUGUACAGCCGAACGGAGGGCUGUUUUCUCGAAGACAUUUCUUACAAAGCCUUGCCAGUGCCGCUGACCUCGGAGCACUACAAGCCGUUCUCCGUAAAAGCAGCUGAUAUUCUGGAAGGGGAGUACAUCCAGCAUCAGUGCAAGGAGGCUGGGUACGCUGCCAUUUCGUCCACUCAGAAGAUCCCCGAGUAUUCCGAGACCACAACUACCACGACAACUACAAGUACAACUACAGCUUUUGCAAUUGAGUUCUCCACCACAGGCAUAUUCGUCUUUCACCACGACGCGGUGGCAGGUGCAGGUGCUGGUGCUGCUGCUGGUGCUGCGCUUGACGUCAACAAAAGGGAACAGCAGGUUCACCCGACAGAGCUACUCGCUGCAGGCGGCGUUGUGGUCGAGGGUGUGGACUUGAAUUUGAUCCCCGUCGACCUGAGGACAAAACUGUCAGAACGCCUUGCUCUGAUCAUUUCAGCCAGCACAGGACUUUCGAAGUACGACGUGCUUGAUUUGAACAACGAGGCCGGGAAGGUCUCCAUUCAGUCCUGGCAGCCCGGCUGGACGGUGGUCCGAAGACUCCAGACUACCCAUCCAGCCAUCAAGGCUGUCUAUAAGCUGAUGAACCCAGACGGCAAAGAGACCUUCACUUCAGUGCAGAACGAGCUCCUCGAUCAGUCGUUCAACUCAGAGGUGCAGAACACGUGCGCCAUGAUGCUUGCGAACACUGCGGCCAUACCAGACGCUCGCAGUCUGACAGCAACGGGAACGCUGCGGGAGCCUGAGCCCAACGAUCUGCUUCCGGCCGGCGCAGAGAAGGUCCGAUCUCACGGUGGCAAUAUGCAGUUGUGGCUCUGGGUCUUGGGUGCCGUUCUGGUGGCAAUGAUCUUGGGCAUCAUCUACUGGCUCUUUGCGGGCAACGCGGCGAGAAACCAGCAGGUCUCCUUCAGCAGGAAAUCCGAGAACAAGCAAGUUCAGUUCCAGAAGUUCUCUCAGGAUGAUGAUGAGGCUCCAAUGCUGGCCAAGAAGCAAGGAGUGGCAUCCCCGAAAAGAGGAAGCAUCCCGGAGGCUGAAGCGCGCGCGCUGCAAGAAGCCUCCCGGUUGUCACAGGAAGUGGCUUUGCCAUACAUGCCGCAGGACAACAUGUCCGGCGGCAUGUCUGGCAGCUACGGCGGCUACACGUCUGGCGGCUACAGGGCAGCGCCACCCCUUUAUCGAUAGCAGCUUGGACUGUGAGCCUGGAGCGUUUGCGCCGCGCUUGCCGGAGGUGUGCGCCAUGCGUGGCUGAGCCGAUCACUUUCGC